GAAAAGCAACGUGUAAUUCAGCCAGCUAACUUUACUAGCGGAGGCGCGCCAAAUUUAAAAAUUAAGCUAACUUACCUUUGUGAUGAUAUGGUAGCUAGAAAACUAUUGAUAUUUAAACACUGCUUCAGGCUUCUUCCCCUGCUUAUCUGUAGCGUGUCAGUUAGCUACAAACAACUUUAACUAUCUUAGGCUACGUAUGAUGCGAAGACACCGAACAACAGCUGCCAAGGCUGUCGAGUAUAAAGACUUUGACACCGACCUGUCCUUCUCACAGACAUUGAGUAGCGAUGAGGAUUUUGAGGAAUGGAGGCCGCAAGAGCCCAAACCAAAAGUGCCCCGCAAAACUGCCACAGCCCCUGCAGCCCGGGAGAAGAAAGCAUCUGCCAAGAGAGCUGCUAAACCAAAGGAGCCCAAAAUACCCAAAGAACCCAAAGUGCCUAAAGAACCUAAGCCAAGGGCACCACGCAAGCCUGCAGCAGAGCGAAAAACUAAGGCCACCAAAGUCCUGAAGGAUUCUGGUGCACCUGGGUUGGCUGGAACAAAGAGGAAAAAUAUAGAAGAGGGCAAAAAUAAGGCAGGAGAAAAACUAGCAGAUGGUCCACAUGUACUGAAGGAGGAAGAGAGUGGGCCAAGUGUUCGAAUAAAGGAGGAGAGGUUGUCAUUUGUCAUGUCAGAAGCCCACCAGGCAGACAGAUGGGCAGGUGCAGGAUCCUCACUAGCUGGGCUUAAAGCAGAGAAAGCGGAAGUGGAAACAGAGGAUUUCACUUUUGAUGAGCCCUGUCAAAAGAAACAGAAGACCAGUGGCACCACUUUCAGACAACCAACUGCUUUACCACCAUCAUUGGCAACCGGUCUGAGGGAUGAACUCAGUAUGAACUGGGACUUUAUAGAGUUGCUGUCCACCCUUACAUGUGUGGAGCGAUGGGUGUGUGUAAAUAUCAUUUCUCUGCUUCGUGAGGAAAACACAGUGCCAUUUAUGGUCCGCUACCGCAAAGAGAUGAUAAACCACAUGGAUUCCGACGCUGUACGAGAUGUCCAGCUGGUGUAUGCGGAGUUAUGCUCUCUAUCAAAGAAGACCCAGUCUGUGAUUCAGACCCUGAAGAAGGACGGGGUUUUGACAGCUGAGCUUGAACAUGAACUAAGGAGCUGCCGGUCAUUUGAUGAACUGGAUCAUGUGUAUUCUCCUUAUAAGAAAGGCAGUAAGCUGACGAAGGCUCGCAGGGCUAAAACGCUCGGCCUUGAGGUGGCCGUCUCUGCUCUAUUGGACUCCCCACACACGCUGGAUUUAAGGGAAUGGGUAAAGCCUGGCACUGAGGGUCUGUCGUCAGUGGAAGAAGUGGCUACAGGUGUGGAGCAUAUCUUAGCUGAUAUGAUAGCAAAAGACCCAGAGACACUCAGCUACAUCAAAACAUUGUGUGAAAACAGCUUUGUGAACAUCCAAUCCUCUGUGUCCAAGUCAGCUCUAAAGGAGAGGGAGCAGGAGAAGGGUGUCCAGGGCCACCAAAGACCAGGGGCCCAGCAAAACAAAAACAAGGACAUUGACAAGUUUCACAUCUACUUCAACUUCAACUCCAACAUCCAGCGCAUCCAGUCCCAUCAGACCCUGGCUAUUAACCGAGGGGAGAGUCUGAAGAUUCUGACAGUGAAGGUGAACAUCCCGGAUAGGGUGAAGAGUGACUUCACUGGAUGGUGCAUCAACAUUAGGUGGAGGCCAAAGACAUCUGCAAGAGAAGACCUAUAUGCGAUCAUCAGGAAUGCAGUAGAUGACUCUUACAAAAGGCUGAUUCUGCCAUUCCUCACCAGGAGUUACAGGACCAAGCUGACAAGUGCAGCAGAGAAGGAGUCAAUCGCCCUGUUUGUGAGAAACCUCCGGCAGCGGCUGUUGGUGUGUCCAGUCAGGGGCUGUGUCAUCAUGGGGGUGGACCCUGGCUUUAGACAUGGUUGUAAGCUGGCGAUUCUCUCCCCUACUAGUCAGAUUAUGCAUACUGAUGUUGUGUACCUGCAUAAUACAGGCCAGCAUCGAGAACAAAACACAGACAAACUGUGCCACCUUAUGAUGAAAUACAGCUGUACCAGGGUUGUCAUCGGCAACGGGACAGCAUGUCGGGAGACUGAGUCCUUCUUCGCUGACCUAAUCUCCAGGCGCCGUUUUCACCCUCUGGAUGUGUCCUACUGUAUAACCAAUGAGGCAGGAGCGUCUAUCUACAGUGUGAGUCCAGAGGCCGUCAAAGAGAUGCCAGACUUGGACCCCAACAUUCGGAGUGCAGUGUCCAUUGGAAGACGUGUCCAGGAUCCACUGGCUGAGCUUGUAAAAAUCGAUCCGAAACACAUCGGCAUUGGAACAUACCAGCAUGAUGUAUCGGCCGGAGCUCUGAAGGCAGCGCUGGACGGUGUGGUGCAGGAAUGUGUGAGCUUUGUGGGUGUGGACAUCAACAUCUGCUCUGAGAUACUGAUGAGGCAUGUAGCAGGCCUUAAUGCUGGCAGAGCGAAGAGUAUUGCUGAAUGGAGAGAGCAGAAUGGUCCCUUCAACAACAGGGAGCAGCUCAAACUGGUCAAAGGCAUGGGGCCGAAAUCCUACCAGCAGUGUGCCGGCUUCAUCAGAAUCAACCCGCAGACCCUUCCCAGUGCCAAAUUCUCAACUCAUCCUGCAGCAGCAGUGCUAGAGAAACCAGUUUCUAAGAAGUGCAAAGGAAAAACUUGUGGCAACAUACCAACCUCCUUGAACCCCCUGGACCAGACCUGCAUACACCCCGAGUCCUACGAUGUGGCACAGAGAUUUCUUCUCCUCGUGGGUGGAGCCGCUGACCAGAUCGGGAGUGCAGGCCUGCAGCAGUGCGUGGAGAGGAAGGUUAGGACCAGUAGUGUGGAGGAACUUGCUAGGACGGUGGACACCACAACGGAGACCCUUAAACUCAUCAUAGAUGGCCUCACACAGCCUCCUGGGUUCGACAUACGACAAAAUUUUGGGCAGGCGGACUUUAAGCGGGGCAUUGUGUCCAUGAGUGAUCUGCGGGUGGGUACAGUGCUGACCGGCCGGGUGGACAACACGACUCUAUUCGGGGCUUUUGUAGACAUUGGUGUUGGUCGCUCGGGCCUCAUCCACAAAAGCUACAUCACCCUGGACAAACUGCCUGCCAGCCAGCGCAGACGCAGCCUGGUUCUGGGACCUGGGGAACGGGUGGUGGUCCGGGUCCUGAAUGUGGAACCUGAGAGGGGAAGGAUCAGCUUGGACCUGAUCAGGGUCUUGCAGUAGAAACAUUUCAUUCCUAUGACUGGCAUCCCACCGUAAUUUCACUGGACAAUAUUUCAGGAAAUAAACAAAUCUUCUUCAAGCAAAUAACUUCAGGA
This is a messenger RNA of Labrus mixtus (cuckoo wrasse), 3348 nucleotides long. RefSeq names its product S1 RNA binding domain 1 (gene srbd1). The coding region runs from base 197 to 3253 and encodes 1018 amino acids. The record is from RefSeq and is a predicted model, not a curated record. The transcript has 21 exons. Gene Ontology annotation, molecular function: mRNA binding; structural constituent of ribosome. Gene Ontology annotation, biological process: nucleobase-containing compound metabolic process; translation. NCBI's taxonomy places the organism in Eukaryota, Metazoa, Chordata, Actinopteri, Labriformes, Labridae.